This is a messenger RNA of Cyanistes caeruleus (blue tit), 1531 nucleotides long. The record is from RefSeq and is a predicted model, not a curated record. Lineage: Eukaryota; Metazoa; Chordata; Aves; Passeriformes; Paridae.
UGCCAGGGCCGUGUGAGCGCGGGAGGCAGGAGCCCUGUCCAGGCAGCGGCGCUUCAGCAGCGCUGGGAACGUGGGCAGAGAACAGUGCCUGAAGCAGGUCCACCAUGCCGUUAGUAACGAGGAACAUUGAGCCAAGGCACCUGUGCCGUCAGACGUUGCCUAGCGUUCCGAGCGAGCUGGAAUGCGUGACCAACAUCACCCUGGCAAAUGUCAUUCGACAGCUGGGCAGCCUGAGUAAAUCUGCAGAAGACAUAUUUGGAGAGCUGUUUACUCAAGCCAACACCUUUGCCUCUCGGGUGAGCAUUCUGGUCGAGAGAGUUGACCGCUUGCAAGUCAAAGUCACUCAGCUGGAUCCCAAAGAGGAGGAAGUCUCCUUGCAAGGCAUUAACACAAGGAAGGCCUUCAAAAGCUCCACCACUCAGGACCAGAAGCUCUUUGACAGAGAUUCUCUACCUGUGCCUGUUCUCGAAACCUACAAGACCUGCAAUACCCCUCCACCUCUCAACAUCCUCUCACCUUACAGGGAUGAUGGCAAGGAGGCACUUAAAUUCUACACAGAUCCUUCAUAUUUCUUCGACCUUUGGAAGGAGAAAAUGCUUCAGGACACCAAGGAUAUCAUGAAGGAAAAGCGGAAACAUAGGAAAGAGAAAAAGGAGAAUCCUAACAGAGGAAAUGUGAAUCCACGGAAAAUCAAAACCCGGAAAGAGGAGUGGGAGAAGCUGAAAAUGGGACAAGAAUUUGUCGAGUCAAAGGACAAGCACGGUCCUGCUGGGUACCCCUCCAACAUGGUGUAUCAGAACGGCAGCAUCGGCUCCAACGAGAGCAUGGAUGGGAACUGCUACCCGCCACCACCACAGACUGACUCUAUUGUGCCACCACCUCCCUCGUUCCCAGAUGACAGCCUGCCUCCACCCCCGGUGGAAUUUAGUUAUCCCGUAGACAACCAAAGAGGUUCUGGUUCCGGAGGGCCCAAACGAUCCAGCCUGGUUAGCCCGAGCCACCCACCACCAGCUCCUCCCAUCGGAUCCCCCUUGGCAGCCAGGCCAGGCUUUGCUCCCCCUCCAGCUCCUCCUCCACCACCACCACUGAUGGAGAACACCCCCCCUCCACCACCUCCCAUGGGCUUCCCUCCUCCAGGCCCACCUCCCCUGGCUUCCAGCGGCCUGGACGGGCCCCCACCCCCUCCUCCACCCUCCGACACCUCCACAUCCAAGCCCAAGUCGUCCUUGCCUGCGGUCAGCGAUGCCAGGAGUGAUCUGCUUUCGGCUAUUCGGCAAGGCUUCCAGCUGCGCAAGGUGGAGGAGCAGCGGGAGCAGGAGAAGCGGGAUGUUGUGGGGAACGACGUGGCCACGAUCCUGUCGCGCCGCAUCGCGGUGGAGUACAGCGACUCCGAGGACGACUCCUCCGAGUUCGACGAGGAUGAAUGGUCGGAUUAGCCACGCUCCCAUCCCCUCCUUUCCCUUCUCUCCUGGGUUCGCUUCUUACAGAAUCAGGUGGCCAAACCUUGCACCACAUCCUUUUUAUCCUGUAA